AUGGAUUGGUUCGAGAACAUAGGGCACGGGGAACGGGGACGUCUGCUGCUGUGUCUGCUGGUCGUCUGCGCGUUGUCGCGGGUCUCCUCCGUCGAUACCAACGAUACCAAGGAUGUUUGGAACGGAUUCUCCUCGGGGUGCGCGGACGCGAAGAACCUGUCCGUGUCCUGUUACGGUGUACGGAUCGUCAGGAAGAUCGUGCAACAGCUGCUCGAGAAGUCCAGCCAGGAACCCAAUAUCGAGAUCUUCGAUGGAGUCAGUCUGGUCGAGGUACCCAAUUCUGGACCCACCAGGAAGGGAAGACUCAUGAAGGGAUUCGGAAACAUGGGCUCGCUGGUGCAGUUCCUGGAGGGAAGGGAGCUCAGAAUAAAACUCCCCAGCUUCUUACCGCAGAAUAUUGAGUCCGCACUGCAGGAGAGCCUUCCGGCUGAUCAAGGUAGAGGCGGCGGAGGCGGAGGAGGAUUCGGAGGUGGUGGUGGUGGUGGUGGGGGCGGAGGAAAGAAGGGCGGUGGAAAUGGCAUGAUGAUUUUGGCGCUGAUGAUGGGAAAAAUGAUGGCAGCACUGGGUUUCGGAGCGCUGGGUCUGCUAGCUAUGAAGGCGUUGAUGGUAUCCGCGUUGGCGUUGAUGCUGUCGUUGAUCGUGGCCGUGAAGAAGCUGGCGAGCGGCCAUGACAGCGGCGGAGGCCAUCACGUGGUGUACGCGCAGGACGUGGGUCAUCACCACUACCGCAAGAAGCGAUCUCUCGGGGAGGAGGAUCUCCCGUACAGAGGAUACGCGCACCUGUUCGGCGAUUCACGAGUGUUCUGA
Messenger RNA from Megachile rotundata (alfalfa leafcutting bee), 807 nucleotides. RefSeq lists its product as uncharacterized. The record is from RefSeq and is a predicted model, not a curated record. Gene Ontology annotation, cellular component: membrane. Lineage: Eukaryota; Metazoa; Arthropoda; Insecta; Hymenoptera; Megachilidae.